Messenger RNA from Geodia barretti, 789 nucleotides. Lineage: Eukaryota; Metazoa; Porifera; Demospongiae; Tetractinellida; Geodiidae. The record is from the annotation of a GenBank genome assembly.
AUGAGCUUCGCCGAAGUCGUGCAGCCCACGAUAGACCUCGCCGAGAACGGCUUCCCGCUCUACGACGGCCUCCAGCAGCGCCUCGCCUCCGACUUCACCAAGUACACUGAGUUGUACCCCACGACCGGCGAGAUAUACUUCCGCAACGGAAGCGCGCCUCAGACCGGCGAGCUCAUCCGCAACCCCGACUUCGGCGCGAUGCUGCGCUCACUCUGCAAAGCCGAGAAGCAGGCACAGGGCAACGGACGCAUUGCCGGCAUCGAAGCCGCCUGCGACGAAUACUACAGGGGCGCGGUUGCGGAGAAGAUAGUCGAAUUCAUCAACGACAAUCCCGUCGAGGACGCGAGCGGCGUUGAACACAAGGGCAUGCUGACCGUCGAAGACUUCGCCGAAUGGCAUGCCACCGUCGAGCAGCCCGUCUCACUAGACUACAACGGCUUGGAUGUCCAUAAGUGCUCGACUUGGACGCAGGGCCCGCUCUUCCUUCAGCAGCUCGCCAUCCUGAAAACAAUGGACAUCGACACGCUCGGCCACAACAGCGCCGAUUACCUGCACACUUGGAUAGAGUCCGCAAAGCUCGCAUUCGCCGACCGCGAGGCAUACUACGGCGACCCCGCGUUCGACGAAGUGCCCAUCGACAUGCUGCUGUCCGACGACUACGCCAGGACGCGCGCAGGGCAGAUAGGCGCUCUCGCUUCCCGCGAGAUGCGUCCGGGCGAUCUCGGCGGUGGCGCCCCGGAAUACACGUCAUCGGUGUCGCUGAAGACAACCGCGCCGCGCUCGGCAUAG